AUGUUUCUCCACCAGCUGGUAACUCUCCUGAGCCUGCUCAGUGGGGCCCACCUGCCCACGGGCUCUGGCAAGCCUGGACCCCAAGGUCCCCCAUCUCGGCUCUGGGCUGCCACCAAUCAGACCGGGGUUCGGGGCCGAGGGGUCCCAGGCUCCCAGGUACAAUCCUCUGCCCUCAGCAGCUGGAAGGCCUUUUUGGGCCUGCAGAAAACCGGACGGCUGGGGAGAGGCAGCCUGCAGCGUGGGCCCGAGGCGGCCCCCACCUUGUCUCUGCCACUGGACCCGCACGAAGUGGCCCGGGAGACGUGCAAGGCUGUGCCGUUCACUCAGGUGAUCUCCCAGCCCGGCUGCACAGCAGUUCACCUCCGCAAUCACCUCUGCUUUGGCCACUGCUCCUCCCUCUACGUCCCCAGCGUGGACCCCACCCCGCUCAUCCUUUGCAACAGCUGUGUGCCCGCUCGGAAGCGCUGGACGCCCGUGGUCCUGUGGUGUCGGGCGAGCAGCCCAGGCUCCCGUCGGCGGAUGAAGACAUCCACGGUGCUGGUUGAAGCUUGUCAGUGCAGCCCGAAGGCGUGA
Suricata suricatta (meerkat) is the source of this 573-nucleotide messenger RNA. RefSeq names its product DAN domain BMP antagonist family member 5 (gene DAND5). The record is from RefSeq and is a predicted model, not a curated record. Gene Ontology annotation, molecular function: morphogen activity. The transcript has 2 exons. NCBI's taxonomy places the organism in Eukaryota, Metazoa, Chordata, Mammalia, Carnivora, Herpestidae. Bases 1 to 573 code for a protein of 190 amino acids. Gene Ontology annotation, biological process: signal transduction involved in regulation of gene expression; determination of heart left/right asymmetry.